CCUGACGCGAUGGCACCGCUUCGUCCGGCUGCUGCACCGGCCGCAGGACCCCGCCGCGCUCGGAGCUUUCCGCGCUGCCUUCGGGCUGCUGAUGGCCCUGGACGUGCCGCAGGAGCGGGGCCUGGGCCACCUGGACCAGCGCUACCUGGACGGGCUGGAGGUGUGCCGCUUCCCUCUGCUGCCCUUCCUGGCGCCGCUGCCCCUGGACUGGAUGUACCUGCUCUACACCAUCAUGUUCCUGGGAGCGCUGGGCAUCAUGCUGGGGUGCUGCUACCGGCUGAGCUGCGUGGCCUUCCUGUGCCCCUACUGGUACCUGCUGCUGCUGGACAAAACCUCCUGGAACAACCACUCCUACCUCUACGGGCUGCUGGGCUUCCAGCUGGCACUGCUGGGCGCUGACCGCUACGGGUCUGUGGACGGGCUCUUCCGGCCCCAGAAGCGCAACGCCCACGUGCCACUGUGGAACUACACCCUGCUGCGUGCCCAGGUGUUCAUCGUGUACUUCAUCGCGGGGCUGAAGAAGCUGGACGCCGACUGGGUCGGGGGCUUCUCCAUGGGGACCCUCGCCCGGCACUGGCUCUUUGCACCGUUCAGGCUGGUGCUGUCGGAGGAGCUGACCAGCCGGCUGGUGGUGCAUGGCGGGGGGCUGGUGCUCGACCUCUCCGCCGGCUUUCUGCUCUUCUUCGACGCCACGCGGCCCCUCGCCCUCGUCUUCGUCACCUACUUCCACUGCAUGAACUCCCAGCUCUUCAGCAUCGGCAUGUUCUCCUACACCAUGCUGGCCACCAAUGGGCUCUUCUGCCGGCCUGAGUGGCCACGGGAGCUCCUGGCCCACUGCCCCCCCUGGCUGCAGGGCUGGCUCCCCAGCACAAAGCCCCCCCAGCCCAGCCCCGACUGCCAUUACGGGGGCCGGAGGGCCCGGGGGGGCCUUCGGCCUCGCCAGCACUUGGCUGCAGCCUUCACCAUCCUCUACGUGCUGGAGCAGCUCUUCCUGCCCUACUCCCACUUCAUCACCCAGGGCUACAACAACUGGACCAACGGGCUCUACGGCUACUCCUGGGACAUGAUGGUCCACUCCCGCUUCCACCAGCAUGUCAAGAUCACUUACAGGGACGGGCUCACCGGGGAGGUGGGCUACCUGAAACCAGGGGCGUUCACGCAGAGCCGCCGCUGGCGGGACCAUGCCGACAUGCUGAAGCAGUACUCGGCCUGCCUGAGCCGGCUGCUGCCGCGCUACAACGUCAGCCAGCCCCAGAUCUACUUUGACGUCUGGGUGUCCAUCAAUGAGCGCUUCCAGCAGAGACUUGUGGACCCCCGCGUGGACCUGGUCCGUGCCCCGUGGUCCCCGUGGACCCCCACGCCGUGGCUGCUCCCACUGCUCGUGGAUCUGUCGCCGUGGCGCCAGCGGCUGCAGGAGCUGGAGGCGCAGCUGGACGGACACAUGGACACCGUGUUCAUCGCAGACUUCCCUGGCCUGCACCUGGAGAACUUUGUGAGCGAGGACCUGGGCAACACGAGCCUGCGGGUGCUGCGAGGGCAGGUGCUGGUGGAGCUGGUGGAGCAGCAGCAGAACCGCUCCCUGCAGGAGGGCGACGGGAUGCAGCUGCCGGCGGGGCAGUACCACAAGGUGCACACGGUGUCCCCUGAGCCCUCGUGCUACAUGUACCUGUACGUGAACACCACGGCGCUGGAGCUGGAGCGGAACCUGACACGGCUGCAGGAGCUGCGGGAGCGCGUGCGCAAUGGCACCGAACAGUCCCCACUGCCCCCCGAGCUACGUCCCCUCCUUGGGGAGCCCCUGCCCGCGGGGACCCCGCUAGACCCACUGGUGUCGCUGUUCCUGCGGCGGGAGCAGCGCCAGCAGCGCCGUGAGCGCGAGUCCAGCCUAGCCCAGCGCCUGCGGCGCUUCCUCCGCAGGAAGUUCUUCCUCUUCCGCCGCAGUACCCUAAUGACGCUGAUCGCGCUGCGGAACCUGGCGCUGGGCCGCCCAGCCCCGGAGCGCCUGGCACAGGAGGUGGCCUUCGCCAGCUGGCGCGGGGAGGAGGAGGAGGCUCGGCCCGAGACCAACGGGGGGGCCCAGAGGGACCCCGAGCUCUGAACACCCCAAAUAAAUGGAAUUUUUUCAUUUUUGGAUUCAGUGGAUCAAAACAUUCGGACGAAACCUCCCGAAAAUAGUAAAACCAAGAGAAAAAAAAAAAAAAUUCUCAAGGGCAGGAGAAAGCCCCCCCUGCCCCCCCCCAAGGCACUCUGGGGGCCGGAGCCUGGGCGGGCAGUAAACAAGCCGGCUUCUCUGUACCACACCGGCCACCAGCGCCACGCCCGGGCACCCCCGGCGCUCCAACAAACCCAAUCCCCCCCCCGUUUCACCCCAGACUGCUGGGGGGCGGGGGGAGGGCGGGGGGAGGGGAAGGGGGGGCUUUCAGGGAUCAGGAGCUGCCGGCUGAGUGCGGGGACUUCUCUGUACUCACGCCCCCGCCUCGGCGCACAAUAAAUACACUAAACCUUCAAGUAUCAAGCGCCAAAUGCCCCCCCUUUCCCCCCAAAAUCUGGACAAAGUUGGGGGGAUGGAGGGGUUGUGCAGUUGGGGAGUUGCUUCAGCUUUUGGAUUAAAACCCCAAAAAAAAAAAAAAAAAAAAAAAAAAAAAAAAAAAAAAAAAAAGUAAAA
Vidua macroura (Pin-tailed whydah) is the source of this 2665-nucleotide messenger RNA. RefSeq names its product gamma-glutamyl carboxylase (gene GGCX). Gene Ontology annotation, biological process: peptidyl-glutamic acid carboxylation. Lineage: Eukaryota; Metazoa; Chordata; Aves; Passeriformes; Viduidae. The transcript has 15 exons. The record is from RefSeq and is a predicted model, not a curated record. Gene Ontology annotation, molecular function: gamma-glutamyl carboxylase activity; vitamin binding. The coding region runs from base 92 to 2098 and encodes 668 amino acids.